CUACAAAUCGCAAAGCAUAUUUUCGGUUCUCACAUUCAAUUCCAUUUUUUCCAAAUGCCCGUGUCCCUCUGCACCGGUAGUUGCGCUUCAUAUUCGUUUAUUGCUUUUUCAGGGCGACAGCGUUGAGGUCCAUGCGGAAAUCGAGGGCCUCAAGCCUGGGAAGCAUGGUUUCCAUGUUCACGAGUUCGGCGACACUACUAACGGAUGCAUUUCAGCCGGAGCUCACUUCAACCCGCACAACAAAAACCACGGCAGUCCGGAUGCGGCAGAGCGUCACGUCGGGGAUCUUGGGAAUGUUGUUGCUGACGCCAGCGGCAAGGCGACGUACAGCAUCACUGACAAAGUGAUUUCUCUUUCUGGGGAGCACUCUGUCGUUGGAAGAUGUCUUGUGGUUCACGCUGAUCCAGACGACUUGGGUCUUGGGGGACACGAAUUGAGCCUGUCGACUGGCAAUGCAGGGUCACGGGUCGCCUGUGGUGUCAUCGGGAUCGCCAAAUGCGACUGA
Messenger RNA from Mesocestoides corti, 505 nucleotides. Lineage: Eukaryota; Metazoa; Platyhelminthes; Cestoda; Cyclophyllidea; Mesocestoididae. The record is from the annotation of a GenBank genome assembly.